CAGAAACCCCGCCCAGGAAAGAGUUAGAAAAAUGGGAGAGCUGUGGCAGAGGUGAGCAUACUCUUUAACAGGAACUAGACCCCAGAAGAGAAAAGGAGGCAUGUGGGAUCUUAGCUCCCCAACCAGAGACUGAACUCACACCCGCUGCAUUGGAAGACAAAGUUCUAACUGCUGAACUGCCAGGGAAGUCCCUAUGAUUUUUUAAAAAUUCUGCAUGCCCCUAACUAUGCCUCACCAGGGCCUGCUCCUAUUUAGGAUGGCUUCUCUGGGCAUGCUGCUGGGCAUGCUGAUGACCUCCUGCUUCACCUUCUGCCUCAGUCAUAAGAACUCGGAGUUUGCACUGACCAACCCAGAGGAGAGCAGCACCAAAGAAACAGAGAGAAAGGAAACAGCAGAGGAGGAGCUGGAUCCCAAGGUCCUGGAGGUGUUUUACCCGACACAUGAGUGGCAGGCACUUCGGCCAGGUCAUGCUGUUCCUGCAGGAUCCCAUGUGCGGCUGAAUCUCCAGACUGGGGCAAGAGAAGUGAAACUCCAAGAUGAGGACAAGCUUCGAAAUAAUUUGAAAGGGUUGAAAAAAGGCAAAAGGCUGGACAUCAACACCAAUACCUAUACAUCUCAGGACCUCAAGAGCGCACUGGCAAAAUUCAAGGAGGGGGCAGAUAUGGAGAGUUCAAAGGAAGACAAGGCAAGGCAGGCCAAAGUUAAACGGCUGUUCCGUCCCAUUGAGGAGCUGAAGAAGGACUUUGAGGAGCUGAAUGUUGUCAUUGAGACUGACAUGCAGAUUAUGGUACGACUGAUCAACAAGUUCAAUAGUUCCAACUCCAGCCUGGAAGAGAAGAUUGCGGCACUCUUUGAUCUUGAAUAUUAUGUCCAUCAGAUGGAUAAUGCACAGGACCUGCUUUCCUUCGGUGGCCUUCAAGUGGUGAUCAACGGGCUGAACAGCACAGAACCCCUGCUGAAAGAGUAUGCUGCGUUUGUGCUGGGGGCUGCCUUUUCCAGCAACCCAAAGGUCCAGGUGGAGGCCAUUGAGGGAGGAGCCUUGCAGAAGUUGCUGGUCGUUCUGGCCACGGAGCAGUCUCUCACUGCAAAGAAGAAGGUUCUGUUUGCCCUGUGCUCCUUACUGCGACACUUCCCCUAUGCCCAGCAGCAGUUCCUGAAGCUGGGGGGACUGCAGGUGCUGAGGAGUCUGGUCCAGGAGAAGGGCAUGGAGGUGCUGGCCGUGCGCGUGGUCACUCUGCUCUACGACCUGGUCACUGAGAAGAUGUUUGCUGAGGAGGAGGCCGAGCUGAUGCGGGAGACGUCCCCAGAGAAGCUGCAGCAGUACCGCCAGGUGCACCUCCUGCCAGGCCUUCAGGAACAGGGCUGGUGCGAGAUCACUGCCCACCUCCUGGCACUGCCAGAGCACGAUGCCCGCGAAAAGGUGCUACAAACGCUGGGUGCCCUCCUGGCCACCUGUCGGGACCGCUACCGUCAGGACCCGCAGCUCAACAGGACGCUGGUCAUCCUCCAGGCUGAGUACCAGGCACUGGCUGCCCUGGAGCUCCAGGAUGGCGAGGAUGAGGGCUACUUCUGGGAACUCCUGGGCUCUAUCAACAGCUUGCUGAAGGAGCUAAGAUGAGGCUGCCCCUGCCACUGGGACUAGACCGGGAUGCUGCUAGUGAGGCUGAGGGGCACCGGCUGGGGUGGGCUCUUCAGGGGAUACCAGCUAGGAGGGAGGACUUCCCCACUGGGGCCUGGGCAUCAUCUGGGCAGUGCUGGCCUGGCCAUUAAAUGGAAGCAUGAAGGCCAUUGUCUGUCUGUUUACUGUGUGUCUGUGCAGACUGGGCACAGUGCUUUGGUGGUCUUUGGGUGAUAGCGCCCUGAGGUCCCCUGGUGACGUGCUGGGUGGUCAGUCCAGGGCAUCCAGUAACAGGCCCCAUGGAAGGGUCUGGGCCCAGGAGUUGGAAAACCCCAGUUGGGACCCAGCUCUUUACCAGCCAGUGAGUGGCUCUGUGACUUUGGGAAGUCAUUUAACUUCCCUGAGGCUGUUUCCUCAUCUGUCAAAGGGGAAUGCUAUUAAAUGAGAGAAAACAUACAUAAAGCACUACACCAGUGCCUGGCACUCGUGCUUGCCACCUCCUCACCCAGCUAUGUCGGGAGGUCUGGGUAAUCAUCUCACUGCCCCCUUCAUCCUGUGCCUACAUAUUAGUUUCAAGGCCACUGGCACUGGCAGAAGCCUGAGGGCAUCUCCACACGCAGGGAUGCCGUGUCAGCCCAGGCAGCUGAUGGGCGAGGCUGGAGCUUUUGGUGCUGGGGCCUGGGUGGUGGGACUGCGGUGGCUCCGUGCCCUCUGGAGGCCUUUGGGUGUAGGCCUAACUCUGGGAGAGGAGUAAUCUCGAUAAAGCUGGUAGUGGGAGCCCAGGCCUGCCAGGCCCACCUUACAGGGCAGAGGUGCUUCUCUGUGCCCUUGCCCCUCUUCUGUGUCCGUGGUGAUCUGCACUGAGCUGGAGGAGGCGGCCUUGGAGGCAGGGGCAGCCGAGCCUGACAAGUCGCUGCUCCCACCCCAGAGAAGCUGGGAGCCUGCCGCAGGUUGCCAUGGCAACCCCUGCUCUGGGCUUUCCUGAUUUGGAUUCUGGUGCGUUUGUUUUUCUGCCUUUCCCAAUGCACCAGAGGCUCACUCCUGCUGCUCUGGCAGCCCCUCCCAGCCUCCAUGUAGAAGUCUCCCCAUCCUGGCCUUGCAUGUAGAAAUCUCAGCUUCACUGAGCUGAGGAGAAACUGAGGCCCAGAGAGACCUGGGGCAAGUUGGUGGCUUCCUUCCCUGCAGUCUCUUUGCUCGGCCUCAGACCCUCCCCUGCCCACCUCAUGCCACAACACACAGGAAGCCUGGGAGUGCUGCUGGCUGCAGAGAGCUCUCCCAGGAGGGUGGGAGGAAAGCAGGAGUCUGUUGAGCCAGGGUAGGAUGCCUCAGGGCUCAGCCGUUGUGGGGAUCAGACCCAAAGUCUAUCAAGUGUUGGAUACCUACUGACUCACUGCCUUUAAAACCUCUUAGUAGCCUUCGAAGUACAUUUUACAUAUGAGGAAAUCAUGGCCAGAGAGGCUAAAUGAUCUGCCUGAGAUCACACAGGUUGUGAGUGGCAGAGCUGGAGUUUGCUGGGCUGACCAUGCUGUGGAAAACUUAAAUGUUUGGCUCAGAAGAGUAUCAUUUUAAUUUGACAGGCCGUGGUGGGAGGGCCAGGAGAGAUGGCAGAGCAGGGCAGGGUACAGAAAGGAAGUGUUGGGACCUGGCUAAGGCCAAGGUCAAGAGUCACUUUAAAGAGGGUGUCAGGAGACUCUCAGGUGGAUUUGAGAGAGGGGGAAGGUGAGACAUAGGGGAAUGGGGCUGCCCUGGCACAUGGAGAGGGGGGAGCUUGGACUUGGGAAUAAGUCUGGUCUGAGUCUCGGUCCUGGCAGAGGUGAGCACUGAGGCUGUAGGAGCAGGUGCACUAUUGGGAUGAGGGCUGACAGAAAUGUGGGGAGCUGUGGAAGGAGGGCUUGUGAGGCCCCUGUGGUAGUAUCAGGCUAGGACUGAGGAUCCCCAGAGCCAUUGAAGCUUCUGUAACCACCAGGGUCUGAUCUGGGAUAUGGGAAGGGGUUCCCACGGAAGGAGUGACACUAGUAGAGGCCUAAUUGAGGACCCCGGUAUCUCUUCUGCCCUCAGGUAUGCUGCAUAAAAUAGCAUACCUGUAAAGCAGAAAGGAGAUUUUGGGCCAUGAACUCUUGGGGAGAGGGGACCCUGGGGCCGAGAAAAGAGCAUAUGGGAAGUGAGAGAGGGGAGCCAGACCAGUGCCAGGCUGCCACAGCCGGGUGAUGGGACCGUUUCUCCCUUCUUCUCCACUUCACAUACACACAGACAAGGCAUCAGGGCGGGUGAAGCUUGGUCUGCAGUCUGUCUUCUCAGUGGCGUCAUCUGGGUUCAUCAUGGGCCUCUGACUUCUUGGUCCUGGACCCUGAAGCAGACCUUCCAGGGACACAGGCAGCAGUGUGACCCAGGGCUCAGGCUCAGGCUGCAUGGGUGUGGAUUCUGGUUCUGCCACCCAGUUCAUCAGUGAUGGUUGUCUGCAGGUCUAGGAGGAGCCCUUUUCUGCCUUCCCUUUGGGUGCCAUCCUGGGAACAGUGCCCAGGGAGUGUGACCUGGGCUUGAAGUUAGGCAGAAAGUGGUAAUGGCGGGCGGGCAUAGUGACCAGACUUGGGGUGAUUCAGCUUCCUGCCAGGGCCUGGAAGCCGUUUAUUUCUUCUCCCACCCCUGUCACGUGGUGGGGCCCCAAGGCUCUUGGCCUUCUGGAAAGGACUGGACUGAGAGCUCUGACUGGCUGACACCCUGUAGUCCCUGGAUGAUUGCUGGUUCCCUGCUCCUCAGCUGGGCUGAACCAGGCCCUCUGUGCAGGAGGCUGACAGGGGUGGGGAGUAGGGUGGGGGGCCUAGGUCCUCUCCCCAUCCCUCAGCAGGCUUGGUCUUUAUUAAUCCACUUGUUCAUUCAUUCUUUCAUUCAAAUUGUAUUUGUUGAGCACUUACUCUGUGUUGGGCCCCCCUGGCCUGAGAUUAGUAAAUCACAGGCCCUGCCACCAGGGAGCUCACAGUCCGGUGGGGAAGCAGUUGAGCGUGACAUAUACUGUGGUAGGGGAAGCCUUGGUCAGUUGGAGCUGAGGAGACCCCUCACCUAGUUGAAGAGGUCAAGGAAGGCCUCCCAGAGCCAGUGGUAGCCAAGCUGUAGCCUGAAGGACAUUUGAAGAGCAAGCCAAGUGGAGUGGGGAAAGGGUUUCCAGCCUGAAGAUAGAAGAAGGCCUGAGGUUGAGAGAGAGUGGUCCAUUUGAGGAACCCAGAAGUUCACCAUAGGUGGAGGAAGUGCCAGGGGUGAAGGGCCAGGUGGCCAAGGUGGAGCCACAGAAGUCAAGGGGACCAUAUUCUCCAGCAGCCUACCAGCCUUGCCAGGGAGUGCACCCUCGUCCCGAUACAGCAGGGAGCAAGGGGUGAGUUUUAAGCAUUCUCCUGGCUGCUGCUCAAUUCAUUUAUUCAGUCCUUCAUUCACAAACAAAUCUGAUUUAGGACUACUAGGACCCAGGUGCUGUUCUAGGGCAUGAAGUGGUAAGUGGAACAGUAGAGGUGUGUGUGGGGUAGACCCUGACUAAUAAGUAUGUAAUAUGAUGUCCGACAGUGAGUGCUGAAAGCUAUGAAGAAAAAUAAAGCCUGAAAUGGGGUUAAAGAGUGUCAGGGAAGGCCUUUCUGAGGAGGUGCUGUGUGAACAGAAGGAAGCGGGGCAGUGAGCCCUGUGGGGAUCUGGGGAAGUGCUUUGUAGACCAAGGGAAUAUCAGAGGCAGGAACAUGGCUGGGUGUUGGAAGAAAAGCAAGAGUCAGUGGAAGGGAGAAUAGUAAGCAACAUGGGGAGGGCAGAUCCUGGCUGCUCUGGUAAGGACUUGAGCUUCUUUGCGAUGGGAGCCAUUGGAAAGUUGUGAGCAGAGGAGAGACCCGACGUGACUGACAUUUUAGCAGGAUCACUCAUGUUGCUGUGGUGAGAAUAGAUGACAUGGGCAGGAACGAAGCAGGAGGCCCAUGCGGGGUGUGAUGUAGAAUCUAGGUGAGAGCUGAUACGGUGUGAACCAGGGUGACGAUAGAGAAGGUGGUGUGAAGUGGUCAGACUCCAGAUGUGUUUUAAAGGUCAAGCUGAGAGGACUUGCUGACUGACUACAUGUGGUGUGUGAGGAAAGAAGAGUCAAGGAUGAAGCCCUACCCGGGGACUUGAGCAAACUGGUGUGUGGAGAUGCUGUUUACAAAGUGGGAGGAUAGAAGAGUAGGGGAAAAAAGAUUGGGGCCUUGUGGUGGGUGUUGUUUUGACAUGUUUGUAUUGAGAUAUUGAUUGGACAUUCCAGUGGGGAUGCUGAAUAGGCAGCUGGAGAGAGUCUGGAGCUGAGGGAAGAGGCCACCUGUGAAGAGAGAAACUCAGAAGCAGUGUGUGAUGGAGCUAGCUCAUAGCAGUGUGUGAGGCGUGUGGAUAUGAGAAACAUUGUGAGCUGGUUGUGGAACACAGCCAUUGUUAAAAAUCAAAUUGGGGGGCUUCCCUGGUGGCGCAGUGGUUGAGAGUACGCCUGCCGAUGCAGGGGGCGUGGGUUUGUGCCCCGGUCCGGGAGGAUCCUGCGUGCCGCAGAGCGGCUGGGCCCGUGAGCCGUGGCCGCUGAGCCUGCGCGUCCGGAGCCUGUGCUCUGCAGUGGGAGAGGCCACAGCGGUGAGAGGCCCGUGUACCGCAAAAAAAAAAAAAAAAAAAAAAAAAAAUCAAAUUGGGGACUUCCCUGGCAGUCCACUGGUUGAGACUUUGCCUUCCAGUGCAGGGGGUGCGGGUUCGAUCCCUGGUUGGGGAGCUAAACUCCCACAUGCCUCGCGGCCGAAAAACCAAAACAUAAAACAGAGGCAAUACUGUAACAAAUUCAAUAAAGACUUUAAAAAUGGUCCACAUCAAAAAAAUCUUUAAAAAAAUCAAAUUGUAUAUACUUAAAAUUAAAUAUUAAAAGAACAAAGGUAAUUUUUAAAAACUAGUAAAAGAGCAAAUUAAACCCAAAGAAAGCAGAAGAAAAGAAAAUAAUAAAGAUAAAAGCAGAAACCAAUAAAGUUGAAGACAGAAAAACUAAAGAAAAUCAGUGAAAUGAAAAGAUGGUUCUUUGAAAAAGAAUCCAAUCAAAAAAUGGGCAGAGGACCUAAAUAGACAUUUCUCCAAAGAAGACAUACAGAUGGCCAAGAGGCACAUGAAAAGAUGUUCAGCAUUGGUAAUUAUUAGAGAAAUGUAAAUCAAAACUACAAUGAGAUAUCACCUCACACCUGUCUGAAUGUCUGUCAUCAAAAAACCCACAAACAGGGACUUCGCUGAUGGUCCAGUGGUUAAGACUUCACACUCCCAAUGCAGGGGGCCCGGGUUCAAUCCCCGGUAGGGGAACUACAUGCUGCAACUAAGAGCCCACAUGCUGCAAUGAAGAUCCCGUGUGCCACAACUAAGACCCGGCACAGCCAAAUAAAUGUAUAUAUUUUAAAAAUCCACAAAUGAUAAAUGCUGGAGAGGGUGUGGUGAAAGGGAACCCUCCUACACUGUUGGUGGGAAUGUAAAUUGAUACAACCACUGUGGAGAACAGUAUGGAGGUUCCUUAAAAAACUAAAAAUAGAACUACCAUAUGAUCCAGCAAUCCCACUCCUGGGUGUAUAUCUGGAGAAAAACAUGGUCCGAAAGGAUACAUGCACCCCAGUGUUCAUUGCAGCACUGUUUACAGUAGCCAAGACGUGGAAGCCACCUAAAUGUCCAUUGACAGAGGAAUGGAUAAAGAAGAUGUGGUACAUAUAUACAAUGGAAUAUUACUCAGCCAUUAAAAAAAGAACAAAAUAAUGCUAUUUGCAGCAACAUGGAUGGACCGAUGGACCUAGAGAUUGUCAUACUGAGUGAUGUAAGUCAGACAGACAAAGAGGAAUAUUGUAUAUCACUUAUAUGCAGAAUCUAAAAAAAAAAUGAUACAAAUGAACUUAUUUACAAAACCCAAAGAAACUAACAGACUUAGAGAAUGAACUUAUGGUU
Globicephala melas (long-finned pilot whale) is the source of this 7564-nucleotide messenger RNA. It is a transcript of the gene SIL1, whose product is annotated as SIL1 nucleotide exchange factor. Lineage: Eukaryota; Metazoa; Chordata; Mammalia; Artiodactyla; Delphinidae. The record is from RefSeq and is a predicted model, not a curated record.